AUGCAUACAACAUCAAAUAUCAUUGAUGACGAUGAUUAUGAAACUUAUAACGAUGUUGAAGAUGACACCAUUGAUGAUAAUAAUAAUGAUGUAAAUGUAAUUGAUACUGAAGAUGAAGAUAAUACAAAAACUGAUGAACAAAUUGAUUCAAACAAUUUCGAUUCGAUCAAUGUUAAUCCUCCUAAAUUAAGAAGUACACUAAUAAAAAAAUAA
Molecule: messenger RNA, 213 nt
Organism: Entrophospora sp. SA101
Lineage: Eukaryota; Fungi; Glomeromycota; Glomeromycetes; Entrophosporales; Entrophosporaceae
Source: the annotation of a GenBank genome assembly